This is a messenger RNA of Jaculus jaculus (lesser Egyptian jerboa), 1408 nucleotides long. It is a transcript of the gene Dusp9, whose product is annotated as dual specificity phosphatase 9. Gene Ontology annotation, biological process: negative regulation of MAPK cascade; protein dephosphorylation. Gene Ontology annotation, molecular function: protein tyrosine/threonine phosphatase activity; MAP kinase tyrosine/serine/threonine phosphatase activity. NCBI's taxonomy places the organism in Eukaryota, Metazoa, Chordata, Mammalia, Rodentia, Dipodidae. The transcript has 4 exons. The record is from RefSeq and is a predicted model, not a curated record. Gene Ontology annotation, cellular component: cytoplasm; cytosol. Bases 178 to 1338 code for a protein of 386 amino acids.
ACCUGGCACACAAGCCCUGGGGCUGCAGCAUUUGGUGGCAUCCCUGCCAGGCAGUGGCUCACCAGCCUGGGACCCUCCACCCUCCCUAAACAGACCUUGAGACUCCCCCAGGAACUGGCCUGACAGACACUUGAGGCCCAAGCACGCGCUGCCCGACGUGCAGGACCUCGCACGCCCAUGGAGGGCCUGGGCCGCUCGCCCCUGUGGCUGCGCCAGGAGCUGUCGCCCCCGCGCCCGCGCCCGCGGCUGCUGCUGUUGGACUGCCGCAGCCGGGAGCUGUACGAGUCGGCGCGCAUCGGCGGGGCGCUGAGCGUGGCCCUGCCCGCGCUGCUGCUGCGCCGCCUGCGGAGAGGGAGCCUGUCGGUGCGCGCGCUCCUGCCCGGGCCGCCGCUGCAGCCGCCCCCUCCCGCCCCGGUGCUCCUGUACGACCAGGGCGGGGGGCGGCGCCGGCGCGGAGAGGCAGAGGCCGAGGUCGAAGAGUGGGAGGCCGAGUCGGUGCUGGGCACCCUGCUCCAGAAGCUGCGUGAGGAAGGCUACCUGGCCUACUACCUACAGGGUGGCUUCAGCAGAUUUCAGGCAGAAUGCCCCCACUUGUGUGAAACCAGCCUCAAUGGCCGCGCUGGCUCAGGCAUGACCCCAAUGCCCAGCCCAGCGCCCGUUGUGGGGCUGGGUGGCCUGUGCCUGAGCUCCGACUUGUCUGAUGUGGAGUCUGAGGCUGAUCGCGACUCCAUGAGCUGUGGCUUGGAUUCAGAAGGCACCACGCCCCCUCCAACUGGGCUCCUGCCAUCCUUCCCAGUCCAGAUCCUGCCCAACCUAUACCUGGGCAGUGCUCGAGAUUCAGCCAACUUGGAGAGCCUAGCCAAGCUUGGCAUCCGCUACAUCCUCAAUGUCACCCCCAACCUCCCAAACCUCUUUGAGAAGAAUGGUGACUUCCACUACAAGCAGAUCCCCAUCUCUGACCACUGGAGCCAGAACCUGUCCCAGUUCUUUCCGGAGGCCAUUGCAUUCAUUGAUGAGGCCUUGUCCCAGAACUGCGGGGUGCUCGUCCACUGCCUGGCAGGGGUCAGCCGCUCUGUCACCGUCACCGUGGCCUACCUCAUGCAGAAACUCCACCUCUCACUCAACGACGCCUAUGACCUGGUCAAGCGGAAGAAGUCUAACAUCUCGCCCAACUUCAACUUCAUGGGGCAGCUGCUAGACUUUGAACGCAGCCUGCGCCUAGAGGAGAGGCGCGCCCGGGGUCAGGACAGUGGAGGUCCUGAGUCCACUGCCUCCGAUCCACCCUCCUUCUUCACUACCCCCACCAGCGAUGGGAUCUUUGAGCUGGAUCCCACAUAAGGCCCUGCAGGGCCGCCUGGCUGGUCCCCACCUGUGACCCCAUGUGUUUGGGGGAGGGGACGCAGCUGUA